Messenger RNA from Podarcis lilfordi (Lilford's wall lizard), 13619 nucleotides. NCBI's taxonomy places the organism in Eukaryota, Metazoa, Chordata, Lepidosauria, Squamata, Lacertidae. The record is from the annotation of a GenBank genome assembly.
CGCGCGCUCCUGUCGCUUGCCCGGGGAUUCCCGAGGGCCGGACGCAUACAUACAGGCGCUCCUGGUCCAGCGGCUGCAGAAGCCGUGGUUCUCUCGCCGAGGAAGGAGCUCGUUCGCGCAGCAGAGGAGCGCUCGCCAGAUCCUCCCGGGACAAGAGUAGGAAGGUGGGUUGCAGCUCAGCUCCUAUCAGAGAGACCUCAGGGGACUGGCUCGCUUAGUUAAGGGUGCACAGGACCGCCGCUCCAGGUUUGCAGUCCUACGGCUGCACACUAGCUUGGGAAGCCCAGAGGCAGGACUUCUGCACCGACCGUGCUUCCCCGCCCUCCGCACGAGAUCGGUCGGCUGCACGGGGAAAACUUUCUCGUCUUCUAUCGGGGAGCGGGGGCGCCGCGUGGGGAUCGAGGAAGCGGGCGGAUGGGGCGCCUCUAGUACCGCUGAGAUCGCUGCAAGCCGCUUUCUCAGACAAGCGUGUCCUUAGUUUCCUGGAGCUCAAAGGCUGCAGGCAGCAGCCGGGCUAAGUUUAGCAGAGCAAGCGGGGAGUUUAAUAAGUAACUUUUUUUUUUUUUAACCAUCCUGUGUGAAUGAUCCUGCAAAAGUCAAGUGCUGCUGUUUUCAUUCAGAGCCAGUAGUUUAGCUGCCUUUGCAGGCUGAUGGGGGAAACGCGGGGUGGGGGUAACAGCGGGGCGCCCGCUAGGCUUCUACCUGCAAAACCAGCAACGCAUCUGGAGGCGCCUUGAGGUCAGCCAGAUCUCAUGGUGAAACAAGGCAAUCAACGGAAGGCAGGAGAGAAAAUCCGGGUGCAGAGCGCGCACGGAAUCUAGUCCAGUGCCCGCAAGAUCCAGGCCACGUGGGCGUGGCUCCUUCCUGAAUAGGAUGAUUCUUGCUGUAGUGAAAUGUUGUUUUUAAUUGCAUCAAUAAUCGUUUCUUUAGCUAGGGUGCAAAAAGUUAAUAGGCCAGCUUUUUUUUUUUUAUGUAGUGUUUCCCGGAGGAAAUUUGCUAGCAACAUGAGGGAUAGUACUGGGUGGUGUUAGUUAUUUUGUUGUUAUACCAGGAAGUAAAGUUUGUAAAAAAGAGAGAGAGAGAGAGAGAGAAGGCAGGGGAGAGAACACAACAGUAUUUAGCUGCUUUGACACCCUCCCUCAAUGUGAAGAGGAAUCGGAGGAAAAGAAAACCCGAGCCUUAGAAGGAAUUUUGGGACAGGCUACAGGUCUUCAGGACUAGGAAGCAACAGGUUCAGAAAAUUUUCUCUGUCUCUGAAGAAAAUCUGCUGAACUUAAUUUUUCUGAUUUUAACAAAAAAAAGUUUGAAAUUCUCCUCUAAAUAUUAAUUAUCGAGUUUGGAGCAAAGGAAGGGCAACAUCAUAUCCCAAACUUUAAAAAAAGAAACACACUGCUCAUUCCUAGGCAUGUUUGCUGGUAAACUCAGGGGAGUUCCUUAUACAAGAAAGCUUAUGUAAGAUUUACAGCCCAAAUGUGUUCCGGUAAUUAUAAAACAACAACAAAUGAAUGGCAAAAUGAACCCAAUGCAGUGAGGAUACAUUUUUUGCUUCCUUCAUAUAUAUAUAUAUAUAUAUAUAUAUAUAUAUAUAUAUGCAGAAGUGUCCUUACUUCACUUGGUGGAAUACAGGAGCCAUGGAGGUUAGUGUAACACAUGUAUUAUACUUGGCAGCGAGCAAUCAGGAAGGCAGCCAGAACAAAAUUCCUCUGCAUAAGAACGAUAUCCGCUUGUAGGAUAUGUGGAAUUGGCACUUAGCUCUGUGGAGCACAGGGCAGCUCUUCUUGGGCCUUUUGUCUUAAUUUUGAAGGACUGUAAUCGCUAUGUUGAAAACAGAUGCUUGUUCCUCUUAAACUAUCUGUUGGGGCAGCAGGCCAUCUCUAGGGAGCAGGAGACAUUCUGGGACUCUUUAUAGACCUUUCCGUUGAAGGACGGAAACAGUGAAAUCUGGAACUUCCUUAGAAACUCUACAUUGUUACAAGGUCUGUUGGUCCCUCUGGCCCCAAUCCAGAGGAGUACAUGUAGGAAAUUGGCAAGGCUUGUGUUGACUGGUGCCAAGUGGCAACUCUCCCCAAUGUAUCUCCUGCUGCCUUAUAAACAUUCCCCUGAGUUUAUAAUAUGUGAAACAGCCUUUCCUUCUCCUUAAUAGCUGUGGUUAAGUCCCAUCAAUGGAACUGAAGCAGUUAAUUGUGCUCAUUCCCUCUUCCUGAAUCUUUAAUCUGAAUGUAAGCUCCAUUGAAUUGAAUGGGAUUUGCUUCCAAAUCUGUUUGUGUGCAAAAUGCUUUACAGUUCUUCAUCCUUUCCCCACAGUACGUCUACAGGGAAGGUUGCUGCAGCUUAUUUUACUUUAUUAUGGUGGAACGCCCAUUAUAUGCAGUGCCUUAGCCCUUUGGUUGUUUCCAAAUAUGUCUUGCCCUUUCUAGGACUACUGUGUCAGGAUUAUGUUAAGGUAACUGGUGGCUGUCGCCUCUGGAGGUGGUUUCUGCUGAUUUUCUUAAAUGGCUUUUAACCAAAAGACAACAGUGACUCAUACAAUCAUGCAGUCUACACAAUAUGGACACAGUUUGGUUAAAGUAACUCACACUGCCAAUUUUCACAACUGUGGAAUGGACAGGGCAGUUCACAAACUAGAGAGUGUACAGCGUGCUGUCAGAUGCACCAGUGGCGAUGAACAGAGGACAGUGUUUUAAAAUUCUAUUGCAAGGGAUACUAGAUCCCCCUAGGAAACCUACCGUGGGAUUCUUCAAAGAAAAGAUCAGUAAUGGCGGAGAAGCCUCCAUGUGAUUCAGUUUACCCACAACUACCAGUCUUCCUUUGCUCUUUGUAAAGUUCUUCUGUAGUCACAGCGGCAUUUACGCAGAGCAGCAAUGAGGCCCAAGAGGCCUGAUCCGUGUAUUUCAUGACUGAACUGCAUGUGUAUGUACAAGAACAUACUCCACAAUUCUCUGCUGCGCAUUGAAGUCUUGUGGCGAAAACAUGAUGUGGAAAAGCAUUCUCUGAAGUUAGAAAGCUUGAAAACUGUUGGAAGGGUAUGGUGGUUAAAGCCAUUUUCCACUGUUUGUCCACAGCAUCUAGGAAUUGGAGGCAUGUUGCCUGCGACUACAAAGGUUGCAUUCCUAGCUUUUGUAGCUUAUUAAUAUCAACAGAGCCAACCUUCACAAUUUGUCUAGUCUUUGCACGCACACACGCACAAAGCCAUCUGCGGCAUUGGCGGUGACAUGUGAAAGUUGGUUGUGUAGAUAGUGAAGAAGUACAAGUUUCAAUGGUUCCAGUGUUUCAAGAGGCAGGGAAAGAAUGAGGGGGAAAUUUCUUUCUGUACAUGGAUUGGGUUAGUCUUCUCCAUGUACUCCACCUUCCUCAGUCAGCUUUUUCUGCACAAAAAGGCUUCAGGUUCUUCAGAAUUUCUUCUUUGCCCAAUGUAUGUAGAAUCUGUCGAUGGGAUGUGCUAAUGAGCAUAUCCAGUCCUUUCAGUUAACAGUGCCAUGGAUAAAUUUUCCGUCCUUCAGAGCACAAAAGGAUUUUCUUACAGUAACAAAUGUUUGCUCAAAAUAGAGUAAUGAUUCCUUGAGCGUGCAAUGAUUACUUGGUUUGAAAGGACCAAGAAACAGCAAGCAAUAUGGUCGUCUUAAGUCACAUUACACAUUAGCUGCCAGCAUUCAGUUUUAACUGCAGAAACAUAAUAAUCUCUUGCUAAUUUGUCUGAAGCAUUUCACAGUUAACAAAACCAAUUUGCCUGCCCAGUUGAACAGGGAAACAAUUCUUGGAAGGCUACAGUGGCUACAGUUCCGCAAUGAAUAUUUGAGGUGGUUGUGACCACAGGAUAGAACGCCCAUAUGAUUGUAAGAAGUUGUGUUGAAUAAAAGCGUACUUAAUUUAUUAGGGCCGUGGUUCCAAGGAACCUGGGUCUUAUCCAGGGUCCCACAGUACGAAGAGCAGCAAUGGCAGAUUGUGCACUGCUUCCAAUCUUCCUUACGGAGAUGGAGGCCACCCUUUCAGUUCUAGCCGGGAAAUGAUAACCCCGGCAACAGGUCUGACUGGUGCCUUCUGUGAACCAAGUGUGCAGCCUAGACAUGUCCUAACAUCCUUGGGGAUCUGCUGCAGACAGCGGCUUGGGAAUUCUAUAGCAGAGAUGUUGAUAGGAGAGAAGUUUGAAAACCAUUCCUUCAGAGUCGCCAGACGCCAGCAGAUAAUAUGCAGCACGUUAUGACCUUCACUUAAUUCGACACAGGCAGCAAAGUGGGUGGUAUUCAACAGAGUUUUACUCAGAGUGGAGCCAUUGCAGAUAACAAGCGAGCUCCGUUAAUUCCAGCGGUUGCCAAGCAUUUAACAACAGCAUUAUGGACAAAUCCAACCCUGAAGUGAAAGCUUUACUGCCCCUGAGAUGGCAACACUACCUGAAGGCAGCCUCUCUACCUAUUUCUAAAUUACUCUGGCAUGUCCUUAGAUACCACCUUCGGUCAAUAUGCAACUGGCAUUCUGCAUUCUGCAUGGGUUCAGCUAGCAAAGUCAAGAUGAGCAUUUUAGUUAGUAUCUUACAAGAUGGGGGUUGGGGGUUGGAGGAAUGAUUCUGGAACACUGGGGAACUGAAAACCCAUGUGGUUUUAAUGACAGGGGUGUUGGGUUUAGAAAGAGAAAAUUCAGGUUGAAAUCCCUCCUCUCAGCCAUGCAGAUGUCUGGGUUGCCUUUGACCAGUCACUGAACCUAUUCAUUAAGGGGAAUAAAAUAAUAUAACCCCUAGUUCCUAUGCUAUAACUAAGAAUACAUUUAAAGCAUUAUUAUUCCUGAUUCCACUCUGCUGUUAGCCCUGUGUUUUAAAUUGUAAACUCCUAGGGGCAGGGGGUCUAUCUUCUUCUUCUUCUUCUUCUUCUUCUUUAACCGUAGUUACAUCCAUACAUCAAAGACAUUUUAUAGUCUGUAGAUCAAACUCAUCAAAAUAAAAAUUCCAACAAAGUAGUAUAUAUCUUCAUAAAUUUAACUUCCCGUCCUUCUCCAUAUCUUUUCACUCUAAUAAACCUAUUACCUAAACUUAUCAGCAAAAAUAUGAUAAAAUAUUAAUAUGCAAAUAUGUAUAUAUAUCUAUUUAACCCAUUUAACCUUUAUUUGCAGAGCUUAUUCAAAAGCUGCUACCGAAUUCAGAUUGCAACACUUAUUUUUAAGUACAGUGGUGCCUCGCAAGACGAAAUUAAUCCGUUCCGCGAGAGUCUUCGUCUAGCGGUUUUUUCGUCUUGCGAAGCAAGCCCAUUGACGGAUUAGCGCUAUUAGCGCUAUUAGCGGUUUAGCGGCUAUUAAAGGCUUAAAGGCUUAGGGGAUUAGCUGCUAAAAGGCUAUUAAAGGCUAUUAAAGGCUUAGCAGAUUAGAUAAAGGGGGAAAAGCGAAAAAAAUCUCAAGACUCGCAAGAUAUUUUCGUCUUGCGAAGCAAGCCCAUAGGGGAAUUCGUCCUGCGAAGCAACUUCAAAACGGAAAACCCUUUCGUCUAGCGGUUUUUCCGUCUUGCGAGGCAUUCGUCUUGCGGGGCACCACUGUACUGUAACUCUUUAGAGGUUCCCAGGGGCAGGAGUCUAUCAUGUCUUCUUGUAUUCUAUAAAAGACAGAUUAUGAUCUGUAUAAAACACAGAUCUCUUAGGAGGAAAAAAUGGGGAUAAAUACAUCAUGAGUUUGUUUUGAAUUCUGUGAAAACAUCCAUUCCGGUAAAAUUCUAUGAAUUUCAGAAUUUUGAGGAGUCUUCUUCUUCUGCUUAUUCUAAGCUCAAAUUAUUUUUCCUUCAGAUCCAAUAUGCCACAAACAAGAAUGCGCAUGAGGCCUUGGAUGGAAUUGCAGAUUAAUUCCAAUAAAAUUCCUGGACUCCAAUGGAUCAAUAAGGUACGGGUUUCUUUUUCAUUUUUCCUCUGACUUUAAAAAUAUUAGCCUUCUGUAUUUUUUUGCUUUUAAGUCCAGAAGCAAAUUUCAGAAAAAUAAAGAGAUCUCAGCAGCUGAUUGUCUUUGACAGUAGGUAAAUGUUGCUGAGAAUUCCAUAUCUAGGAAAAUGAAAUUAUCCAAUUCUCAAGUGACACAAGUUAUCAUCCUAAGAGUUCUAUCCCACUAAGUCAUACUUAGAGUAGACCCAAAGCUAAUGUAAGUCCAUAGACAUCUAUAGCUCUACAGUGAGUCUAAGUCAGAUACAACCCUAACAGUUUAACGGUAUCAAGGCUAAAAAGUUGGGAGGAACAUGGCAUGCAGACCUAAUUAAAAGUGAUACUGUAUAAACAUCACCUCAGUGAAUGAGUUGCUGUGUAGCUGAGAUUUAAUGCUGAUUCUUACUUUCAUACUCAUUAAUAAAAGAAAAUAAAUGCUAAACCCUCUUGAGAUGUGUAAGAUCACCAAGCUGAUAGGGUUCUCUGUGGUUAGCAUCCCCAGAAUACUGUAUGGAACAAAAUCAUACAUCAGAGUCUGUUGUACAGGUUGCUGUUACAUCAUAUUGUAGAGAAACUGCACAGGCAGGCAGAGAAAUACCAAUCAAAUUGCAAUACUUUCAGUUCCUUUGACUUCUUGGGUUGUUCUUGAUACUGUUUUCCAUAUGUAAUUCAGGCACACCCACUAAAAUCUGUACUGUUGAAUUGCAGGAUGAAAAGUUGUUCCAGAUCCCAUGGAAACACGCGGCCAAGCAUGGCUGGGAGCUGGAAAAGGACGCCUGCCUUUUCAGAAACUGGGCCAUUCAUACUGGUAUGGGCCAUUGUCAGGGCAAUUUGUUUUCUACAGUGUCCUUCGCAUAGGCACAAGUGAGGCCAGUACCAUUACAUUUCUGGGGAGAGUGUAUUUACAUCAGCAAAAGAGGUAACUACUUUAAGCCCCGCCUCUUUCCCCCCCGGGUCACAUGAAUGCUUGCAGCCCCUUGGUAGGCUAGAAGCCUCCUAAAAGAGGGACAAGCGCCAGACACAUUAGCCAAGUGUGGCUGACAUUGUUGUUUGGUUUGUUUCUUUUUAGGCUGUAGUUAUGAUUAUCGUUACCAACUGCAUUCAUGUAUAUUUCACUGUUGCAAAUGGCCUUGAGGCUUUUUUUGGUAGAAAGCGGCAAAUAAUAUUAUUAUUAAAGUUUUAUCAGCUGCCCGAUAAACAAGAGCUCAUCGGGCAAAGGACAAUGUAAAAACAAAGUAAAAAUCACAGUUGUAAAGAUAUGGGCAGACUCUCCAGCUAGCCACAAACAAAAAGAAGUAUGUACAAUAACGUUUGCUUGUGUUCGAGUUACUUUGAGUCACACAGGCUGAAAUGUGUCCGUAUUUACUUAUUUUUUAGAUGAGUCAGUUAUUGAGCACCUGCAUAUGAUGGUUGAGUUUUUAGGCUGUGAGUGCCUGGAUUGGGACCUUAGUGGCUAUAUCUGGAUUAGGUUACUUGUUGCUCAAUGCAGAUUUAUGUUGUCAUUAUAUAGGGAGGUACAAACCAGGUGAUAAAGAACCUGACCCUAAAACCUGGAAGGCAAAUUUCCGUUGCGCCAUGAAUUCAUUGCCUGAUAUUGAAGAGGUGAAGGACAAAAGCAUCAGCAAAGGUUCCAGUGCUGUCCGGGUCUACAGGAUGUUGGAACCCUCAGCAAAGUCACCAAAGAAAGGUAUGUUUGCAAGUCAUUGAGAGGGACCAUUUCCAAAACGGAAUACAUAUUCACUGAGAAUAAGGCUAUGUCUUGUCUUUAGUAUCACAGACUGCUUGGCUCUGAAUACCCACCAUGGGAAAGGGCUUGUGGGUUUCCCCACAGGUAUCUGAUUGACCACUGUAGACAAAAGAUGCUGAACUAGAAGAGAAUUUGAUCUGAUUUAUCAAGGCACUUCUUAUGUUCUUAAAGUUGGUUUUCUGAAUGCCAUAAAAACUCACUCUUGGCAAAAGAAGGGAACUCAGUACAGAAGGUGUUUACCAGGCAAAGUCUUGUGGCCUCCAUGACAAGGUCAUCACAUGUUUGCUUUUAUGGUCUGUGAAAUUCUACAAAAAAUAAUGGGGAAUCUUUGUAGGGAUAGAGCCUACAAAGCAUACAUGAGAAUACCACAAAUGAUUCAAGUAUUUUAAGUUACUUUGUACCAUAAAAUUGGUGACACCUGAAUUUGUUGGUACUGUCCAUGUUCUCUACAGCUUCUCUUUCUUUUUCAUAAAUGCAUUUCAUUGUAUUAAAUCUGUACACUUUUGUUUUUCGUUGGCAGAGAAGAAAUCAAAGUCACUGAAAAUCAAGAAUGCAAGAAAGGUAUGUAUUUACCCUUUAUCGUCAAGCAAGUGAAACAUUCACAUGGAACUCAAAGCCUGUGGAUAACUUGAUCCUAACCUAGAAUGGGACAGAGUUCAUAUUUAGGGAACUUCCAACCAAAACUAGUCUCAGAAGAGAAGCACUGACAGGUUGCUUGUGCCAAUGUCUUCUGCAUGUGUAGUGAAGUUGGGAAAUCUUGGUAUGUUAAAUGCUGGUUCACGCAGGUGUGAGGCAUUGUGGGAGAGGCAUUGUGGCCAUCCGGGGAGUGAGUGUUUGGUCUCUUUAAAUGUAAAACUCCCUGUCUCUAGAAGUGUGAGUCAAUUACAUCUUGACUCUAUGCAGGAUGAGAUGUUAUCUGAUUUACAGACUCUGGCACAGCUGGGGGCCUGAGUGUGGAUUGGAUUGUAAAAAGGCACAGGAGGCUUUCAAGUAAUUUCCAAUUUAGGAGCCUGGUAGGUGUAAGAGAAGCCUGGGAAUGGAGGAAGACCCUUUUGACCUAGAAGCUUCCACAAAAUGAGAUGGAUAAUUCCAUGAAACCAGCCAAAACUAGUCUCAGAAGCGAAGCACUGGCAGGUUGCUUGUGCCAAAGUCUUCUGCAUGGAAGACCCAUUUUAAAGGGAUGCUUAUGGCUAAAAUUAGAUUUUUAAAAAUUCAUGGGUCAUCUGUACUUGAGAUAUGGAUACCCCAGAUUGGUUUAAAUGAUGCUUUCAACACACACCUUGAUAAAAGAGGUCUUUGUUUUCUGCAGUCAGUGGACGAUAUCAAGACAGAAGAGACAGUCAGUGCAACAAACAGCAUUCAGCUGCCGGACGACCACAGUAGCUAUGUGCUUCCCAACUACCAACCAGAGAAAAUGGAAGUGGGGAGCACAUUAGGAGGUGAGCUACAACUUGAGUCAUCUGUUUCUGUGGUUUGCACAUGGUGUUCCUAUUACCCCAAAUGAAACAAGAUAAAGCCUUAAAACACACACCCCAUACUCCCAAAUGGUUGCUAUUUGCCAGAGAAGAUGGGUCAUGGGUGGUCAAGUUGCCUGCUCUUUAUUUAUUUAGACUGCCUAUAUCCUGCUUUUAAUAUCCCCAAGAGAAGUUCUCAUUGUGACUUAUCAAAGUGUCCCAAAAGAAAAGGGCAUGGAUAAAGCAGGAUUAUUUAUUUAUAUCCCCCCCCCCCCCCGGUUUGCUUGGAAUGAAACUGUUUUCAACUAUUUGGCACAAUCUUAGGAAAGAACCUCCUUCAUAACGAUUCUGACAUAGUUUUUAUGAUUUUUUUCAGAUCUCUCCUCAUGUAACUUAAACCCUACUGACUGGGGGUGUUCGCUGGAGCAUCAGUUGCCGGACAGCACAAACGACUUGUAUACAUUUCAAGUGUCGCCCAUCACAUCCUCCUCUGAUGGUUGGUGUUUCAUUUGUUCAUAACUGUUGGGCAGCUGAUUGAUCAGAAUUGUGCUAAGAGAAAGAACCCAAAAUAACAGGAUGGCAGGAUUUAUGUAACCUGGAAAGGGAAUGAUUCUUGGGCUAGCUACAAUAGUGUAAAUCCUACAGAAGUCAGUAAAGUUGCUUGUGUAAAUAAAUGGCCAGUUUUAUAUUGUUUGGGUCAUGUGACUAGAAGUUAUGGUUGGCGGUAAAAGAUAGGAAAACACUUGUAAUAAAAAAUGAGUCUGCAAAAACUAUUGAGUUUCAUUGAGUGCCUUUUUCCCCUCCCUCUUCUUCCUACAAUGACUUCAAAUAACAAUGCAGGAACCGAUGAGGAUGAAGAUAAAUUUGCAUCGGGUAACUUGUAUCAGGUAAGACGAUCUUUCCUUUUCUGAAAGGCGCGCACUGGAGGAAGGUAUUUUGCAGUCAGCACCCCUUUCCUGCUGAAGCCCCCAGAGGAGGGGCUGCUUGUCAGAGUAGCUGAGUUGACAUAAGGCACCUUCAGAGGGUCAUAUGAAGGCCCUGAGGUGAAGAGCCAUAGCUUUGCAUGCAGAAGGUCUCAGGCUUAAUCCCUAGCAUCUCCAGGUAAGGCUGGAAGAGGGCCCUGCUUGAAAUCCCAGACAGCUGUGUUCAGUCAGGGCAAACAAUUUGGAACUAGAUGGAUCAAUGGUGUGACCCAAUAUAAGGCAGCUUCCUAUGCUUCUAAGGGCUUUACUCUUGCUUGGGCUAAACCAUUACUAAGCUCUGACCACAGAAAUCUGAGCUUGGACCUACUCCUUGAGCCCUGAGCCAAGCAUGCUUGUGGGGAGUUCAGCUGCCAUAGGUGAGCAUCCCAUUGCUGCUCCUGCAGGCCAGGGAGCUGAAAGUCCUUUGUGGGAUGAGAGAGAGGCUGUGUGAGCAGCAACAUUCCCAUAUCCCAAGAGAGGCUCUGCAGCUGCUUCUCUGUUAGGGAGAAUGAGCUGGCAUUACAGAUGAGUAAAAAGAGAGCAUGCUUCCUGGGGUUUUUGUAAUGUUACGUGUUUGAACUUGGCACAAGCAGUCAGUGCAUCAUUUUGUUCAUUGAAUUAGAGAUGCAGAAUAAGAAAUGUGUUUGCUUCCAUUGCCCUUUUCCAUUUGGCCUGACCAAAUGAAGGUCACAAACAUUCACGCCAACAUAAAUUUGCUGAAUUACUAGUUACUGUAUAACGUAAUAGAUCUGAAAAAUGGACGACAGUGGCUGUUGAACUUAACUGAAUACCGAUAUGGACAGAUGAUUUAAAGUAUUCCCCCCAUUUGUCUCCUAGGAGCUACUAUCAUCCACCUGGCAGCCAACCAGUGUUGGUGGGAAAGGUUUCCUGAUCAAUGAGACUGGCAUGCAAAGUUUAUUCUUUGACUUCAGCUUUCAGGAACAAGAUGCUGCCAUUGAUACAACAAAUGCAGGUAUAAAUGCUUUCCGUUUUACAUUCAGAAUACAGCCAAAGGCAGGAAAAAUAAUCUAGUUAACAGCUCAACUCACCAAGUGUACACCCAGUGAAUGCCCUUAUGCCUCAACAGUGAGGAUGCUAGGUCCAAACUGUGACAUUGAUUCAUUUCUUUCCUAUCUUGUCCUAAGGACAGGUGGCACAUACAGCCAUGUAUGCUGUUUUAUCCAUAUGUUAGGCAUGGAUGUCCUGCCAACCUAGCAGUUCGAAAGCAUGUCAAAGUGCAAGUAGAUAAAUAGGUACCGCUCCAGCGGGAAGGUAAACGACGUUUCCGUGCGCUGCUCUGGUUCGCCAGAAGUGGCUUAGUCAUGCUGGCCACAUGACCCGGAAGUUGUCUGCGGACAAACGCCGGCUCCCUCGGCCCAUAGAGCGAGAUGAGCGCCGCAACCCCAGAGUUGGACACGACUGGACCUAAUGGUCAGGGGUCCCUUUACCUUUAGGCAUGGAUGGCGGCGCAGAAUUGUGAAGCUGCCAUCCAGACGCUGGGGCAUCACUGCUGCAUACUAGACAGGGCUGAGGCAAGGUGGCAGCAGGGUCAGACCACGUAGUUUCAGCAGCGGGACCACGGCUGCCAAGUCAGUGGAACCUCUGGCACAGCUGCGCAGCCCUGACUAGGUUGCUGGCUGCCCUGCCCCAACCCCGUUCAAGGAAGCGCAGCCAUGGUGCCGGUGUUGGGAGGGUGCAACUCCACCCCACCACAGGCACCUCUAUGACUUUAAUCCUCCAAACAACGUUCAGGAAAGAGAGUGAUUAGUCAACAGUUUUGAGGCUAAGCAGUAAGUUCAGUCCACACGCACAGGUCUCUAGACAUUAAUGGCACUAUGCUCGGUCUGUGCUUUCUGAGCAUUUGUGCAUGCAAGUCAUCCAGUCUCCCAAUGAUGAAUAUGCGUGUGUGAACCCACUUCUUGCAUUUGCAGCCACCAGACUGUGCACUGUACACAAAAUGCAUCUUACGCAAAAUAGCCCAAAUACAGUACAGAAGCCUUCAAUCCACAGGCUGUUCUCUUCUCUCAAGGGCUAUCUGGGGCAGCCUUUGUACACUCAAGAUAAUGAUGUCUUGGUGCUGUUAAGUGAUGCUCAGGGCAAUGAAAGAAUGUGGGAUACCACACCAUUGAUUCUGGAGGUUCCUAAUUGGAACCUCUAAUUUUCAAAACCACCAGAGCUCUGCAAAAAUCUGCUUUUUCAGAGUACAUAUGGGUCAUAUAAAUUGCCCAUCCUCACAUUAUCAUAUCAUGUUCUGGACCUAAGAUGCAUAAGCACAUUCAACUGAGCUAUUCUGUUGAUUUAUUUUAAUGAUGGCUUUGCCUAAAAUCAUGCUUCAGUCCUAUACUGCAGUUCUUGUAGUAAAUCUCUUGAACUAGCAUAGAGAGCUUGCGCUGCACUAGCUUCCUUGAUAGGACCUCUGGGUUUAUUAGUGAGCAGUGAUUAAUUAUAGACCUAUGUUAGGUUUGUGAGGGUGGGGUGGUGGAGAUUAUAGCUCUUGGCAUAAAAUUAAUAAAAUAAUAAUAAUAAAGCUUUACACUCACCCUAUCACCAAUUAAAUUGUGUACAAUUUUUCCUUGUUUCUGCAGAAAUUACAUUGGACAUGAAAACCAGCUUGGAUUUCACAUUGGAGUCCAUUAGACCAAGUUUGCCCACCAUACCUUGUAGCAUGUAAAGCUGUUUUUUGUUUUUGUUUUUUAACCACUAAGGCUGCGCAGUUUUAUUUCUUUUGUCAUCUGUGAAACUGAACCUAACAGGAAGCGUUGCUAAUACUCUUUUCAAUGUUUAGACCCAAAAGUCAUAUUCAAGAGUACAGCAUCUGCGGAUGAGCAAAAAUAUCUUUGUGGUAGAACUGCGUCCCACUCCGUUGCUUGACUGUAUCAUGAGCCAAUUAAGUCAUUAUUGCUGCUUUCCCACCUUAAUUUGUUCCUACGUUUAAUAUGAUCAGGGCUCAAAGUAUUUUAACAUGCAAUAUACAUGAAAAGGUGCUUUGCACCUUUAACAAAAUGGCAGAUAUUUUAAUCGCACCCAUAGCUUAUACUUGUCAUCACUGCACACAUCUGGAAGACUGGUGAGGCAAUUACUGACCGAAGAGGUUUAGUACAAGUUUGUGCUUUUGCAUUCAACCAAACAUUUCCAUGGGUAUGUCCCUUUUUGUGAUCUGAAGUCUCGGAUCUGGGCCGCAGUUUUGUAAAUAUGUUUCACUCAAUAAUAUGUGAAAAUCAGAUACACAUGUAGUUCUGUGUACUAGGCAUUUCUGACAUUUUAGUGGUUUCCUGACAACAUAUUUCAGUUUAUUGUCAUCAGUUUUUCAGAUGGGCACUAUGUUCCACUCUGAAAUAUCUAAUGUUCUGUUUAUUUAUAUGGUGCCAUUAUCAAGAAUCAUCUGAAUGGCUAUUGUUGAGAGUCAACAGAAGUUUCAGUAAAGUGCACACUUAUGGAGCUACAAGAUAAAGGGUUGGUCUCCACAAAUCAUCAAAUCACUAAGUUGCAGCCUUAGUAGCUUUGUCCCUGUACAUAGUUUUUGUAUAUAAAAGGUUUACAAUUAUUUUAAUUAAAAAAAAUGUAUAUUUUG